Molecule: messenger RNA, 609 nt
Organism: Truncatella angustata
Lineage: Eukaryota; Fungi; Ascomycota; Sordariomycetes; Amphisphaeriales; Sporocadaceae
Exons: 2
Coding region: 1-609 (202 amino acids)
Source: RefSeq, a predicted model, not a curated record
AUGGUCACUCGCGCGGGUCUAGUCCUGGCCGCGGCGUUGUUCGCGGCACCUAUCUCGGCCAAAACCGAUAUGGAGGGUUGUGUUUCGUCGAAGACGGUUGCGUACGGCGGAGCAAGUCUGAUCUGGUAUGUGCCAGACACUGGCGAGAUCUGCGCGUUUCUUGACUGCGGAGGUGGUCGGGCGCCACCCAAGACUACGGUUCCGGGUUGUGGUGCGUACUCGGGCACGGCAUCGUACUCUCCAUCCUACCUGGCAGGAUAUGGUAGUGACUCUGUAGCCUCUUCAACCUCGGCGGCGGCGGCGGCUGGCUCCACAGAGGCCUCUGUGACCACAACCACGCUCGCCACUGGUUCAAGCGCGGCAGAGUUGCCUACCCUGACUGGAGAUUCUACUGCUCUUACUGGCACCAUCUCACCUACGAUUACCUCGGCGGCGAGUCUCACCACGUCGGUCAGCGGGUCGACAGCAAGCCAGGCCAGUGCGUCGACAUCGGGCUCAAGCGCAAACUCGAGCUCGAGCAGUGCUUCCACCGCUGCUGGUGCCAUGGCUACGGCUGGCCCGCUGGGAAUGUUUGUAGGUGUUGCAGCAGGAGUCGUAGCUAUGUUCUAG